Messenger RNA from Diabrotica balteata, 606 nucleotides. The record is from the annotation of a GenBank genome assembly. NCBI's taxonomy places the organism in Eukaryota, Metazoa, Arthropoda, Insecta, Coleoptera, Chrysomelidae.
AUGGAUGACGACAGAGAUUCUGCAGCUGAUGGAAGAAAGAAGGUUAAUGACAACGAAGAGCUUCAUCAAAUGUAUAAAGAUCAGAUUCAAAAGAAAAUACCAAAGAACUUAGGAGAAUGGUCUGAGUGGUCUCCAUGGUCUUCAUGUUCCAGAAGCUGCGGAGGUGGGGUUACUCAACAAACUAGGCAUUGUAUUCACCGGCCAGCAGAUUCUAGGUUUGUUCGAAGACAAAGAAGACGACGUCAAAAUGGUAAACGUCUUGUCAGUGGCUGCGUGGGACUUUAUAAGAGGAUUCAUUUGUGCAAUAGUCAAGACUGCCCGUCUGGUCAAGACUUUCGUUAUGAACAAUGUGCCUCAUUCAAUAACCGACUAUUCCGAGGUACACGGUACCAGUGGGAGCCAUUCUUCAAAGCUAAAGACGAAUGUGCCUUAAACUGUAGACCAGUAGGAAUGAGCUUUUUUGCAACCCUAAACAAGACUGUUAUUGAUGGGACGCCGUGUUCAUAUCCCAUUACGCAUACUGGUAAAUCAGCUCCUAAAGGAUCGAGAGGAAUAUGCAUAGAUGGAUACUGCAAGGUAAGACUAAUUCCAUAUAAAUAUUACUAA